Molecule: messenger RNA, 903 nt
Organism: Phytophthora nicotianae INRA-310
Lineage: Eukaryota; Oomycota; Peronosporomycetes; Peronosporales; Peronosporaceae
Exons: 1
Coding region: 1-903 (300 amino acids)
Source: RefSeq, a predicted model, not a curated record
AUGGACAUGAAUGAAUUUGGGGAAGGAGCAGUUGUGCAGCAGUCUCUCAUCGAAGCCAAUGGAGACUGGCACAUGGAGCGUGCUAUUACGCACUUCAAACGUUCUCAUCCUACUCGAAUUAAUUUGCUGCGCGUGAUCGUUGUGGAUAAAGACCUGAACGAAAUUCGAGUAUUGGAAACGAAUUUCCCAGAAGCCAGGAUCUUGAUUUGUCACUUCCACGUGAUAAAAUACCUGAAAGAGAUGCGAUCAAAACCCGAGUUUGGGAAGAUCGCUUCUGAAGAUGCUAGUUUAAUCGACGCAGCAGUACACGAGAUGGUUUACGCAGCAAAUGAAGACAGUUACGAAGUUGCUCACAAUUCAUUGGAAGGGAUUUGUGAUCGUGUUGGAUUGAAUGGAUUUUACGCCUACUUUCAAAAGAACUGGGAUUCCUGCAAGGAUCGGUGGGUCUAUUAUCUUCGCGCUCACUUACCUCACUUCAAGAACCAUACAAAUAACAGGCUGGAGAGCUUUUUCGGGAAGCUGAAGGAUGGAGUGGACGGCUCGAUGAGUAUGGCUCAAUGCGUUAAGGCUCUUCUUGCUUACGACCGCCGUAAAGAGAGGGUUACGAGGAUUGGUCAUUUCGUGAAUUCACACUAUGACGAAGAGAUGAGUACUGUUUUGCGCUUCACGAGUCACUACGUGGCUGGUCAGAUCGAGGCUCAGUACGCAAAAGGUAUUGAGAUGGCUUCCAAAUACAGAUUCGACCACAACGAGGAGGUGUCGAAAACAUUUAUCGCUCAGACUGGAAACUCCAUCGGGAGACAAUUUGCCGACCUGAUGAUAAAAGAUGGCGAAGAAAUCUGUCAGCUAGCCCUGCAGAAGCUCGACAAAUUGCUGUUGGACGAUGCGCUCGGAGUUUACUAA